Messenger RNA from Marasmius oreades (fairy-ring Marasmius), 3473 nucleotides. RefSeq lists its product as uncharacterized. Bases 148 to 2559 code for a protein of 803 amino acids. Gene Ontology annotation, biological process: exocytosis; Golgi to plasma membrane transport. Gene Ontology annotation, cellular component: exocyst; plasma membrane. The record is from RefSeq and is a predicted model, not a curated record. Gene Ontology annotation, molecular function: phosphatidylinositol-4,5-bisphosphate binding. NCBI's taxonomy places the organism in Eukaryota, Fungi, Basidiomycota, Agaricomycetes, Agaricales, Marasmiaceae. The transcript has 15 exons.
CCGGCGGCAGUCAUCAUGUUCUGCUCAGGCAUGUAUUGAUGCCAUGUUCCAUACCUAUUACCAUCAACUCUCCACCCUUACUACAUUGCUGUCCUCCGCAUUUUACUCUAGUGCUCACUUGAGCUACCUCAAGUCUAUAGAUCCGCAAUGUCUCAACAACAGCGUAUUAUCGACUCUGUUUUCUCCAAAAAUGGGGAAACCUACAUCGCUCACAUCAAAAUCUGGGAAGAUAAUCCUGAGAACGGAGGGAAAAAACCAAGAUAUAUUCUGCUCUCGCAGGCGAGCAACGGUAAUGGUUUUAUCCACAAGUCCAAGUUGAACACCAACGGCACUUUCUCCGUUGGCAAGACGUGGAGACUCGCAGAACUGAGGGGACUACAGGUCAUCAGUCCUCAGGCCUUCAAUAUAACUCUCGCCAGAACAUACAAAUGGCAAACGGAGAACGAACGAGAUCAGGAAAGUUUUCUGAGAGCAAUCGUCAGACUUCACCAAGCAGUGACUGGAGGAUUACCACCUUUGAAAUUGGAGGGGUUGGGUGAAAGUUCUCAACCCGGCCGUCAAAAAAUACAAAGCGAUUAUUUGAAGUCGAACAGACCUUCUUCCCCAGACACCCCGCCAUCGAGAAGAGCAAGAUCACGGCCUCAAACACCUCAGAAUGACCGCGAACCUGAACCCCAGCGAACCCCUCCAACAGCACGAAAUGGCAUGCCAUCCCGACCAGUAUCACCCACUGCUUCGACACGCCCUUCCAGUCGUCACAGAGAAGCUCAAUCUCAAAGCAGUACCUUACGCCCUCCACGAUCCUCGAAUACCACCAAUCCUUCGAUAAAUGGCUCAUUCAAUGGCGAAACACGAGGCAUCCCAAUUACCCGAACUGCGACAGACAACACCGUCUCAUCCGUGUCUCGCCAUUCACUCGAAGAAUCUCCUCGCACGAACACACCACCUCGAUCACGGCCUGCUUCCCCUGCUUCUUCCAGUCGCUCACGCAAACCUCGUGCACCUCCUCCCACCGAACCACCACCGCCGAGGCGUGAACAGAACACUCGAAUAUCAUUCUUUGAUCCUGCAAAUCAAGCUGCUAUCGAUCGUUUACUCUCUGGUUCUAGUGAAGCCGAGGGGGAAGAAGAAAACGCAGUAGCUACGAUGUCCAAUGUAGAAGAGAUGAUUGAGGGCUAUGAAUGGGCCAGUGAUGAUGUAAUGGGUCGAAAGACUGCAAGGGGAGCUGCUGAUCUGAUCGAAGAACGUCUACUGGAUGAGUUAAUGGCUUUAGAGAAGGCAAACAUUCAUUCUUUCCUAGAGUCGGACGACCGUGUCGCACUCGUUCUGGAAUAUAUGGAUAAAGCAAUAGCCGAACUGGAUAACAUUGAUGGUCUUGUCUCAACCUACAAAAUCCACAUGAAUGCUGUUAGCGACGAUAUCUCUUUCAUCCAGUCCCAAAACAGAGGUUUGCAGGUACAGAUCCAGAAUCAAAGGGCUCUUCUGGGUGAACUUGAGAAUCUUCUCAAAACAGUGCAAGUAGAUAGGGAGGUCCUCUUAAUCUUGACUCAAGAAUCCCUCGAGAAGACAACGAGUAUAGCACGAUUAGAAGAGGCUGCUGCGGAACUUUAUAAAGCCCUUCAGGCAGGACGAGAUACUGAUAUGGCUGCAACCAUGGAACGACUUUCCGAGUACAGGACCCACAAUGCCCAGUUCUGCAAACGGAUAUUCGAUUUCCUUUCAAUCAUGUUUACGGCGCAGUCGAAACUAUUGCUAGGCAACAACAGUGGGCUCACGCCGGGGUCAGCCAAAACCAAACCCACGAUUCUACCGCACAACGAUCUAGAGGCAUACUUGGGCAGAUAUUCUGGCUUGAUGCUUUACUUGAAGGAGAUGGACGAAAGUGUGUACGGGAAACUAUGCGCGACCUAUUUUUCAGCGUCCAGUGAUUUACACGGAACCCAAAUUAAAGUGUUGUUGUCCACGUACGCCAACUAUAUCAAGAAAGCUAAUGAAGAUACCCAAGAUCAUUUGGUCACCACGCCUACGCCAACAACAGGAAAGACGACUCCAAUGCGGCGGGCUGGUACUAUAAUUCGUUCGCCGCUAGAAGCUCGAAACAAAGACAAAGACAAGGCCCCUGACGGAGAUAUGCGAGCUUCAGAGGUUCUCGGCCUCGUUCUCGAGCAAAUCUCUCCACUGAUAUAUAAAGAAGAUGAAUUCCUCACCGACUUCUUGCAAAACAACGACGCGGCACUGACAUAUGCCGAUUACAUGAACUUGGACAGCUACUUCCGAAGACAAGCUACACGGGGUCCUGGACUUAGCUCUGCAACCUUAAAGCUCAUUCGUGGCGCCCUGGAUCUCAUUUUUGGCUUUUUGGCCACAGAGUUGAAGUCCUGGCUCGAUCUGGCGCUUGCAAAGGAUAACAUGCAAAUUGUGGGACUCAUCGCUACUAUCGAACGGUUCAUAGCCGACAGCGAUGACAGGAUCAAUGACUUCUUGCUCAAUAUACUGAGCAAGCAGCAGACCCGUCUGAAGGCCCUGUUUGACAGACAUAUUGUAGAGUUCCUUUUUUAAACCAAUUGCAAAACUGAUAGCCCUUAAAUUGACUUUUUUUUAUUCAGGCAGAGCAGAUCCAGCUUGUCGAACAGACAAAGCUCACCAGUAAGAAGAGAAAGGGCGUAGCACCUUUCGUGAAACGAUUCCCGGUGUACAUAGGACGAGUAGAAACUCAACUUGUCGGUUGCGAUGGACUAGAAGUCCGAAUGAAUGUCGAUGCUGCAUACGAGAAAAUCGUUCAGACGAUGUUCGAGUCCUUGAAACAAAUGGCGAAGAUGGAUGGUGAAGGUGAAGAUAAAGGACAGCUUAAUUACCACGUCAUUCUUAUAGAAAACAUGCACCAUUUUGCGGCCGAAAUGUCGCAAUUGGAUAUCGGCUCUGUUGCAGGUUUUGUCAGAAAGGCUGAAGCGAUUUACGACGAAAACUUGAAUGCAUACGUCAAGAUUGUUCUCAGACGGCCAUUUGCCAAGAUAAUCGACUUCUUCGAAGGUGUUGAACGGCUGCUAAAGAACGCUGCUGCCAGCGAGGUCUCAACCAACAGUAGUUAUAAUCGGUCAGCACUCAAGAAGGUUGUGAAAGAGUACAACGCGAAGGAUAUACGGAAACACGUCGACACACUCUUCAAACGAGUAGAGAAGCAUUUCACGGAAGCAUCUGAGAAAGCUACGACAGAAGAGAGCGGCGGAAUUACUCCCGGUACCGUCUUAGUUGGCGUAUGGAAAGGGUGUGAGGGAGAGAUGCUGAGGAUCACAGAUCUGUUCAACAAGAGAAUCUCUCAAUGCUAUGGAGACUCUGGUAUCACGUUGGAAUACUCUACAUCGGAUGUAGAGAGUGCUUUUAAACGUCAUAGUGUGGGGACGUGAAGGACUUGGUUCUAUUUGAUUGAUUGAAGUCUUAAACACCGGAUACCACCUGUAAUAUAUACAGUCCUC